CGGAGCCUCGUUCUCUCGCGCCACGCUGUCCUCCAUCCACAGUCGCCCACUGCCAUGUCUAAGAGGGCCGCCGCAUCACUUGGGGAUGCCCUCCCUGAGGAUUCCCCUGCUUCGAAACGCGCGCGCGUCGAAGAUGCUGACGAAGACGCUCAAGACUUACCUUUCCGCAACGGAAAUGCCAAUGGCGGCCUCAUGCCCUCGCGGCCGGAAGAUGAAGUGAAAGUAGAUGUCGCGGAUGCGGCAGGCGAAAGGCUUGCUGAGCUCCAGGAGGCCGGUGUAUUACUAGACGACGAGGAAGCCGACAAACCUGCCAUAGAUGCCCCGAAGCGCCAGGAAGGGCCCGCAGAAGGCUAUACCGAUCUCUACCUGGACACAAUCGAACGCAAGGUCCUGGACUUCGACUUCGAGAAGCUCUGUUCGGUCACUCUCUCCAACAUCAAUGUUUACGCCUGUUUGGUGUGCGGCAAGUACUACCAAGGUCGCGGGCCUAAAUCGCAAGCAUACUUCCAUGCGCUGGAAGAGGGACACCAUGUCUAUAUCAACUUGGAGACGAAGAAAGUAUACGUUCUUCCAGAGGGCUAUGAAGUAAAAAGCAAGUCUCUCGAGGAUAUCAAGUUCGUGGUAGACCCUAAAUUGUCCAAAGAGGAGGUGACGAAGCUGGACAGAGAACAAAGGCAAGCGUGGGAUCUCGUCGGCCGCAAGUACAUCCCGGGCUUCGUGGGCAUGAACAACAUCAAAGCCAACGACUACUUCAAUGUUGUCACGCAUGCAUUGGCUCAUGUAACGCCACUUCGUAACUUCUUCAUGCUCGAAGACCUUUCCUCCCGCCCACAGUUGGCCCAACGAUUCAGCACUCUGGUCCGCAAAAUUUGGAAUCCUCGUGCAUUCAAGGCACAUGUCUCUCCGCACGAACUGCUCCAGGAGAUUGCACUUCGCUCUUCGAAACGCUUUACCUUGACGGAGCAAUCUGAUCCAGUGGACUUCCUCUCCUGGUUUCUCAACAACUUGCAUCUUUCACUUGGAGGCAGUAAAACAAAACCUGGCUCUAGCAUAAUCCAACGUGUCUUCCAAGGUACUUUGAAAAUAGAGUCCCAGCUCAUCACCGCUCGCGCCGACGCUGGCGACCGCCUCCGCUUCGAGGACGCAGACGUUCAGACGGAAAAGUCACACUUCCUCAUCCUGACUCUCGACCUGCCGCCCGCACCCCUGUUUCAAGACGAACUAGACAAGAACAUCAUCCCCCAGGUUCCCCUCACUAGGGUAUUGAGCAAGUACGAUGGAGUUUCGGCACAAGAACGCCUGAACUAUCGCCGACGUUAUCGCCUCCUACACCCUCUACCGCCUUACCUUCUAUUUCACAUCAAGCGUUUCUCAAAGAACAAAUUUGUAUCUGAGCGCAACCCGACCAUUGUCACGUUUCCUGUGCGUUCCCUCGACAUGAGUCCUUAUGUUGAGCCCAACCCGGCUGUGCAUCCUCCAGGUGAGCCGAUCUGGUACGAUUUGGUCGCAAACAUCACGCACGAAGCGAUCAGGAGUAGGGAUGACAGCGUGGAGGGUGAGGCGGAGGGGAAGGUUUGGCGUGUUCAGCUGAGAGACAAGUCCAGGGAGGACUGGCUGGAAGUGCAGGAUCUGUUCGUUGAGAAGGCGCGGGCGGAAACGCUCUUUACGAAAGAGAGUUAUGUUCAGGUCUGGGAAAGAAGAAGAGAGCCGAAGAAAGGAAAGGCCAAGGCAUAAGUGCAGAAGAGCGGUUUAUGGAGUAUCUGCGAUACCUAACCUGGAGCAGAUCUCGAAAGCUCUCCAAGCUGAUUUAUUUCAAUGUACAACAUGGAAAGGGUGUACUGGUGCGUCCGCAAAAUACAUAUAUGAUCAACCAUCGACGGUAGGCCCUAUCACAUACCAGUUUCUGGCAUGGCUAUUCCCUUCGCCUUGGAAGCCUAUACACGCA
Molecule: messenger RNA, 1945 nt
Organism: Aplosporella prunicola CBS 121167
Lineage: Eukaryota; Fungi; Ascomycota; Dothideomycetes; Botryosphaeriales; Aplosporellaceae
Exons: 1
Coding region: 55-1734 (559 amino acids)
Biological process (GO): protein deubiquitination; mRNA processing; spliceosomal complex assembly
Molecular function (GO): zinc ion binding; cysteine-type deubiquitinase activity
Source: RefSeq, a predicted model, not a curated record